Messenger RNA from Echinops telfairi (small Madagascar hedgehog), 2125 nucleotides. RefSeq names its product outer dynein arm docking complex subunit 3 (gene ODAD3). Bases 97 to 1893 code for a protein of 598 amino acids. Gene Ontology annotation, cellular component: cilium. The record is from RefSeq and is a predicted model, not a curated record. The transcript is spliced from 13 exons. Lineage: Eukaryota; Metazoa; Chordata; Mammalia; Afrosoricida; Tenrecidae. Gene Ontology annotation, biological process: outer dynein arm assembly; cilium movement.
CAUUCCCAGAGCCCGGUUAACAAGAACUGGAUCCUGGACAGGGGUGACUCCUAAUCGCCGCGCUAGCCCCUAAGGCCUCUCGGCCCCAACCUCAUCAUGACGUCUCCGCUGUGCAGAGCGGCCUCCGCUCACGUUCUGACUGCUCAGGACCAACUUUCGACGCCCUUGAAGGCCAAAGGCAGUCACCUUCAGGGCAAGACUGGCCACCCUCGAGGCAAGGGUGCAACCCCAGCCUGGUACCCAGCCCACACCAAGCCCGGAUCUUUAUACCCUAGUGGGGUGAAGGCCUCUCUACACGCACAGGUGUCCGAGUUACAAAGGAAGAUACAACUCUUAGAGGGGGACCGGAAGACCUUUUAUGAGAGCUCCCAGUGGAACAUCAAGAAGAACCAGGAGGCCAUCCACAAGCUCCACGAGCAGAUCAAAGCGCUGCAGAUCCAACUGCUGAACCUGCUCCAGGGAGAUGAGAAAGUGGUCCAGGCAGUGAUUCGAGAUUGGAAGUCUGGGAAGCCAUACCUAAAGAACAGAACAGGCCAGCAGGCACUGGAGUACCUGGAAUACCGACUAACCGAGAAGGUGAAGCAGCUGAACGCUCUGCGCCACGAAGUGGACUUGAGGCAGAAGCGGCUGGAGGAGCUGCAGCUACAGCACAGCCUGCUUGAGCUCGAGAUGGCCGAGGCUCAGGACCAGAACACGGACGUGGCCAAGACCAUGCGGAAUUUGGAGAAUCGCCUGGAAAAGGCCCGGAUGAAAGCGGAGGAGGCUGAAUACAUCACCAACGUGUACCUGCAGCUCAAGUCCUACUUGCAGGAGGAAAGCCUCAAUAUGGAGAACCGGCUGGAUGCUAUGGAGGCCCAAGUGCUGCACACCAAACAUGAGCUAGGCGAUCUGCAACUGGUGAACCAGGAGGCACUCAGCGCCAGGGACAUCGCCAAGGACCAGCUGCAAACUCUGGAGGAGACGCUGUACCGAGAGCGCAAGGAGCGCGAGCACUACGUGACCGAAUGCAAGAAGCGAGCCGAGGAGAAGAAAUUGCAGAACGAGCGCAUGGAACGCAAGCAGACUCAGCGUGAGCACAUGCUGCUGCAUUCUGAGGACAGGAUCCAGGACAACCUGCGAGCCAAGGAGGAGGAGCUGCGGCAACGCUGGGGCAUGUACCAGCUGGAGAUUAUCUUCGGCAAAGUCAGGGACGCCACUGGCGUCGGGGACACCCAUUCAGUGGUGCGGCGGUUCCUGGCCCAGGGCGACACCUUCACGCAGUUGGAGGCCCUCAAGAAGGAGAAUGAGGAGACGCUGGUGAAGCAGAAGCAGGAGAAGCAGCGGCUGCAGCAGGAACUGGAGCUGCUCAAGUACUCCGGGGAGACCACGGUGGUGAGCGAGCAGAAGCAGCUCGACGAGCUGCAGCAGCGACUGAAGGCCGAGGAGGAGCGGCGCAACGAGGCACAUGGACAGCUGGAGCGCUGCGUGCGGGCGCUGGAGGUGGCCCAGGCGGGCCUCGAGCACCUGGCGAGCAAGCUGCACUACGUCAGCGCGGAGGGCAGCAGCUUCGCCGACAAGGAGCUGGACCCCAAAAAAACCAGCUACGUGCUAGACCUGCUGGGCUUGGUGGAGGGGAAGCUGCUGAAGCUGCAAACGCAGCUUGAGAGCCUCAACUUGCCGGAGAUGCUGGAACACAUAGCCAAUCGCGAGUUCUUCGCCAGUUUAGAGGGAAAGCUGCCCGUCUACAACACCCGCAUCUCCCUGCCAGUCCCCAGCUCCAAGGACAAGUUCUUUGACGAGGAGGAGAGUGAGGAUGACGACAACCUCGCGGUGACUCGCGCAAUGCUCAAGAUGCGUUCCCAGAAAUUCAUAGAAUCCCGCAGCAAGAAGCGCAGCCGUGCUCGGAGAUCCUAGUUCAGUGCUUGAGUCUCCGGCGCCUCAGAGCCCCUUCGGAGCCCCGGAGCCCUCCUUCGGGGCCCAGCCUCAGGCCCACGGGGCCCUUCAAGGGCUGGACCGGCCCGGCCUGGUUAUGGAGCCCGCCGGGAGGCGCGGGAAGGGGACCUGGCGUGACCUUCCCACAGUAAAUCUUCCCAGGCGGACGGAGCAGGCAGCCUCGGAAUUGCGCAAUAAAGGUCAUUGAGCAGCC